Messenger RNA from Dreissena polymorpha, 366 nucleotides. RefSeq lists its product as uncharacterized. The record is from RefSeq and is a predicted model, not a curated record. The transcript is spliced from 3 exons. Bases 43 to 366 code for a protein of 107 amino acids. Lineage: Eukaryota; Metazoa; Mollusca; Bivalvia; Myida; Dreissenidae.
GAGUCAGCCAGACCAAGAUUGAGCUUAAGGAUUGUGCUGCGGAUGCGGCCUGUGCAGUUCCGGGAGAAAGUCACUGUCUUGGGCAUUGCGGUCUGGUAUCAGGUCUGGAUGAUCCUUGCCUUACUCCGGGUUUGUAUACACCUCAAUCCGACUCCCUGUCCGGUACCGAGGCCGCAGUGGUGCAGCGCUUGUGGACGAUCCAUCAACAUCCUGAAAGGUCAACACUUCACCAAGCUGGGAAAAUUGAUCCUGAUAGUCAUUCCCAGACAAACAGGGUUCCUCAGAAACGGUGUCCAGCUUUGGCAUGGUCGACUGAUUGUACCUUUCACGGAAUAUCUGAUUUAUUCUCCCUUCCACCAUCGGUAA